This is a messenger RNA of Salvelinus namaycush (lake trout), 877 nucleotides long. Its product is annotated as DNA-binding protein inhibitor ID-3-A-like. Gene Ontology annotation, molecular function: transcription regulator activity; protein dimerization activity. Gene Ontology annotation, biological process: cell differentiation; circadian regulation of gene expression; negative regulation of transcription by RNA polymerase II. The record is from RefSeq and is a predicted model, not a curated record. Bases 97 to 453 code for a protein of 118 amino acids. NCBI's taxonomy places the organism in Eukaryota, Metazoa, Chordata, Actinopteri, Salmoniformes, Salmonidae. Gene Ontology annotation, cellular component: nucleus; cytoplasm. The transcript is spliced from 3 exons.
AACACCGAAGUACAGUAGCUGGUUGUUGCCUUAGCCUCUCACCUUAGCCUCUCACUUUUCACAUUGAAUUAACUAAUUGUAGGCUACUUUAAAAACAUGAAAGCCAUCAGUCCUAUGAGAUCUGUCAGAAGCUGCUACGAAGCUGUCCGCUGCAUUUCGGAGCAGAGCCUCUCCAUCACCCGGAAUAAGCCAUCUAUGGAGGAACCCGUGGGCGCGUUGUGCGAUAUGAAUGACUGCUACUCCAAACUGAAGGAGCUGGUACCGAGCAUCCCACAGAACAAGUCCGUCAGCCAAGUGGAAAUUCUGCAACACGUCAUCGACUACAUAUUCGACCUACAAAUCGCGCUGGAAGACGAGUCUUCAGCGACAACCACGCCUGAUUUGGUGCUGUCACUAAAGAAUGCAGACCUUGCACGCAAUUUCUCCCAAGAAGAUGGACGGUUGUGCCGUUAAAGAGGAGGCAUAGGCCUAUAACGUCCAUAAAUGGUGCAGAGAAACACAUCUCCACUUCACUCAGGGCAAGAGGACAAUAGGGCCAGAAAGAUGGUCUGGGAUAGAUAUUUAGAGUGGGAGAGAAGAGGCCUCUUUAGUUCUCAGAUCUGGGCAAGAGAACAAGAGGGCCAGAAAGAAGGUCUGGGAUAGGUAUUUAGAGUGGGAGAAAAGAGGACUCUUUAGUUCUCAGAUGCAUGGAUGGAUCACCCUCUUGUUUUCUGUCCUCUUGUCACCAGAAGUGACAUAAACAACACACCAAAGCAGAAAAAGAUUUGAAUGGGCUCUCUCUCUGCCUCUGUCCCUCUCUCGCUCUGUCCCUCUCUCGCUCUGUCCCUCUCUCUGUCUCUGUCCCUCUGUCUCUCUCUCUCUCUGCCUCUGUCCCUCU